Messenger RNA from Chaetomium fimeti, 1164 nucleotides. RefSeq lists its product as uncharacterized. The record is from RefSeq and is a predicted model, not a curated record. Bases 210 to 710 code for a protein of 166 amino acids. The transcript has a single exon. Lineage: Eukaryota; Fungi; Ascomycota; Sordariomycetes; Sordariales; Chaetomiaceae.
AGCGAUGAUGUCAUGGCAGUAGCCAAGUUCAACACCAUGAAAUUGCGCCAUCCAUCCCACUUUGGCAUGCCAUCCAUGGUUACCUAGAAACCGUUCUCAAAUGGUAUAUGACCAAUCCUUUACAUCCAUCAAGACGGAUCUGAUAUAUCUCACCUUCUUCACAACACCACCUUCGCCCUCAACAAGUCAAGAACAACACCAAAACAACCAUGAAUCGAUUCACCACCCGCUCCGCGUCCAACAUGUCCAUGCUCGCCUCGGCAUUCCGCAGGCCAGCAGGCGCAGUAACCCUACGAGCAGCCGCAGCCCCCUUCCCACUCCGACCCUACAGCAACGGCAAGUCGUCCGCCCCCAAAUCCGCCGAGGAGGCCAGCGCAGCCAGCGGCGGAUCCCGGAGCAAGGAAGCCGUCGAGACCGGCUCCAGCCCGACGGGCGGCCCCAUCCCAGACGGUCUGGCCCAGGGCGACGCCCGCGGCCGGACGGGAGGCGGGCCCGCGCUUGACAGCUCUGUCCACCCGCCGGCCCAGCCCAGGAUCAGCAAUGCUAGCGUGCCGGGCGAGCGCCCUGAUCUGAGUGCGGAGCAGCAGGCUGAGGUGGAUGAGCAUAAUCGGGACUUUGAGAAUAAGCAUGGCAAGGCGGAGCCGGCGGCCGAUGAUAAGGUGGAUAAGAGCUUUUGGAGUGGGAAGGGGUCGAGGUAUAAUAAGGGGUAGGAGCGGAGGAGAGUGUUGCGGGGGAAGUUGGAUGGUUGAGGGCGCUUGUUCGGUUCAUGGGGCUAGCACCAUGACUGCUGGCCGUUGUAUUAUUAUCAGCUAGACGUGGAAGUCUCAGGCCGCUGUGCUGUAUUGGCAAUGCCUAUGCCUGGAAACGCUAGUGCGUGUCAAGUUACCUACGGGUAUGUUAGUUGGUGGUUUUGACGGCGAUGGUUUUCCUUAGUGAUGAUUCUAACCAGCAACGCUCGCCACGGCAGCAGUAGCUUCGAUAAAUAGGUAGGUAUACACUAGCAUCCAUCCUUUGUACUAUCCACAAGUUUCAAUUUAUUGAGCCAUCAGAAUCACAUUUGUUAUCCUCCUGGUUCGUCCGCCGAGGCUGGUUAAGAUACACCAGUACAACUGGCCAGUUAUAAGUGAAGACCGUUUGGCAUUGCUUUUCAUGUCGUAGACGCUC